GAUUGUGAGGAUAAGGAGCUCUGCUUCAGUGAAGCAGGCAACCAAACCCUGCCGCGCUCACACUGUGUUCGUUCCUUCCUCUGCUUUGCUAAUUCUCUCGCACCGAUCGCCCAAUGGUGGUGGCCAUUGCUACCGAGGCGUGGGCGCUUGCCGGAUGCGGCGCGGCGGCCAAGGCGGUGGCGCAGGAGGCGCCGGUGCAGCUGCAGCUGCAGCAGCAGCAUAGUCUCUCCGCAGCCAAGGCCAAGAAACCCAGUCGAGCGGUGGCGGUGGCCAGUAGCCAAUGCCACCAAGAACGGCGCGCCGCCGUCGUCGUCGGGAGGCGCACUGGCCUGGCGUCCUGCCUGCUCGCCGCCGUGGCCGCCUCCUUCUCCGGCGCCGGCGCCGGCGCGGCGCGGGCCGCCAUCCUCGAGGCCGACGACGACAUCGAGCUCCUGGAGCGCGUCAAGGAGGACAGGAAGAAGCGGCUGCAGAAGCAGGGCGUCAUCAGCUCAUCUGGCACCGAGACAGGGUACUUGCAGGAUCUCAUCUACAAGCUGAGCAAGGUAGGGCAGGCCAUUGACAAGAAUGACCUCCCUGCAGCAAGCACUGUCCUAGGCCCAAACUCUGAUGCUCAGUGGGUUCAGAACGUCAAUGCAGCUUUCACCAAGUUUAGCUCUAGCCCAGAGGAGAAGAAUAUGGUCGAUAGCUUCAAUUCCUCUUUGGCCUCCCUGAUUACAUCAGUGAACAAGAGUGAUGUCGAUUCAUCCAAGUCAGCGUUUGUGUCGUCCGCCACAACGCUGGAGAAAUGGAUAACUUCAGCAGGGUUGAGUGGCCAGCUUAAAGGAUUCUGAAUUUCUGAUGCCAAUUGAAAUGCCUGACAAUUACAUGACCAGGAAGAAGAAUUUGAAGAUAUGGAUUCGGCGGCUGUGUAUCUUGUAAGAGUGUAUAUGUAUGAAACUGAAUCUUCAGUUCAUGCAGAAUAUGAGAGAAUAGCCAUGGACCCAUGGUUCUGUUUUUUCUCUUUCCGUGGGAAGUAAAGCGUAUCAUUUCGUAUA
Messenger RNA from Oryza brachyantha (malo sina), 1034 nucleotides. Its product is annotated as thylakoid lumenal 16.5 kDa protein, chloroplastic. Gene Ontology annotation, biological process: photosystem II repair. Lineage: Eukaryota; Viridiplantae; Streptophyta; Magnoliopsida; Poales; Poaceae. The transcript has 4 exons. The record is from RefSeq and is a predicted model, not a curated record. The coding region runs from base 114 to 830 and encodes 238 amino acids.